AUGGCACCGAACAACAAUCUGAGGUCCUUAAUCGCGCUGUUUGGGGAGAAGAAAAUCACAAAUAAGAGGCGAAGAAGAAAAGAAGAGCGAACCCUAAUUUCCGAUGAUGCCACUCAACAACAGUCUGAGAUCCAUAAUCGCUCAGGGUCGAAAAGAGCCGAAAGAAUUGUUUACGUCGGCGUUGAGUUUAAGAAUUUUGUGCCAUCGGUAAUGAACGGAUUUUAUGCUUUCUGUGCGUUGGAAACAAUCCAGGUAUUCGAAUAUCUUCGAACGAUGGAGAGAGAUCUGAGAGAACGUUUUCCCGAAGUGGAAGUACAGCAGGAUCCAUUGUUCGUUUCGUCGCCGCAACUACCUGCGGCUGCGGCAGACGCAGCUAUUUAUGUUCGUUUAGUUGCCGCAACUACCUGCGGCAAAACGCAACCGCCGGCGGUAACUAAACGAACAUGCUCAUUAUAAUCUGUGAUUGUGAACUUGUGAUGUUGCUUUGUGUUUCGUCUUUUGUUCGAUGUUGUGGGAAAAGAAACAAACUUAAUACUAUAAUCUAUGGUUGUGCUGAUGUUUGAUUUGUGUUGUGUGAAAUCAAACAGACCAAAACC
Arabidopsis thaliana (thale cress) is the source of this 596-nucleotide messenger RNA. RefSeq lists its product as uncharacterized. Bases 1 to 456 code for a protein of 151 amino acids. The transcript has 6 exons. The record is from RefSeq and is marked reviewed. Lineage: Eukaryota; Viridiplantae; Streptophyta; Magnoliopsida; Brassicales; Brassicaceae.